Messenger RNA from Symbiodinium sp. CCMP2592, 2175 nucleotides. NCBI's taxonomy places the organism in Eukaryota, Dinophyceae, Suessiales, Symbiodiniaceae. The record is from the annotation of a GenBank genome assembly.
AUGGCGUCCGCACUCCUUCAGCGGCCCAUUUCCCUCGCACAAUCGCUUCAUGAGGACACACUCGACGGAGCGAUCACAUUCGAAGAAGCCAUCUCGAAUACCGAAGGCUUGAAAGUGAUUUUCCUUGAAAAGCCAAUGAUAGUACACAAGCCCGUGGGUUCAGUCAAAAUAGGAGACUCGCCAGCCAGAGAUGAAAUCGUCGACUCCUUGAAAAAGAAGAUUCAGUUUGUAGAUGUCAUCCUGAACCACAAAGGCGACUUUGACUUGAAACACAUCGAGACGUUGUUUUUGCAGCAGAGAUAUCAAGAUCUACCAGAGCCUCUCAAGAUGCAGGGCAACAACCUCACCCCGCACACUAUGCAGGUUUUCAUGUUACAGUCCGAGGACAAGACGUGGAACAUUGUGAAGCACGUUCGUUUCGCGGAGGGCACCAAAAUCCUUGCGAGCACCAUCAUAAGCAUGUGCACUGGCAGGCUUGUGGAAAUCGACUACCGGAAAAACUUCCGAGACGGCACCAGAGCUUUGCAGUAUAUGCUGGAAGGCUUAGGCGGUUUCCAAGUUCGUUAUCAAAAGCUCGGCCCCCUCAAUGCAAGCAACAAGGUACCCAAGGAGACCGAGGACAUUCGCAAGGGUUUCCAGUUCCUGAAAGAGCAUGGCCCCCAAGAAAAUUCGGACGGUCAGUUCACUUCUUGGACGGAGGAGCAGGUCAAUAAUCCGGAUAGCAUUCUUUACAAAUGGGAUCGCGGCACCAUCAAAGAAUUCCUUCGCUGCCAGGCAGACAAGGGCUCGCAGGCCGACACAAUAUCGGACUGGCCCUUAACCCUGGCAGACUUCACUCCGUGGGCUCUCAACACCGUGAUUGCCCCACUUCUGCCGUACUUGAUUGAGCAUGCGGUCAUUUGGAUUGGCAAAUCGGAAGUAGGGAAGAGUCCAGCCUCAUACACGCUUUCUCACUUGAUGUCUGCAUUCUGGCUCCAGCAGGAAGGUCGUACUGACGAGCUCCCUUGCUUUCAGACAGCCAGCUCCUUGGACUAUUUCCGUAAGGAGCGUGGUCGUCGCAGCAAGCCUCGUGUCUUUGAUGAUGGCAACUUCUACCUGGGAACACCAGCGGCUGUCAAGGCUAUCACAGAGGUUUCGGGUAUUGAUCGCAAGACUAUGGCGCGCUACAAUAAUGCGUCCUCCUACGCCAAAAAUCAGCUUUGCCAAGCUUGCUCCAAUCCCUACGAUCGGACAGGAGAGUCAAAAAUGCGACCUGGAAUUGCCUCAGACACAGUUUGCUUCGAUGAUUUCUACAAGCUCAUGCGUCCCUCGUUUCAUCGUGAUUUUGAUGAGGAGGAUUUGCUUGCCGUCUUCAAGCGUUCCUGUAUCGUUGUGUUUACCGAGAUCGGCAUCUACAUCCGCACCCCCGGGACAUCACGCGAUCCAGUUCCACGACACGCUUGGCCAGAGCGAGACUGCGGUAUGGUAUCACCUUGUGCCAGACCCCUUUUUCAGACCUACAAGCACGGAGGCUCCGCAGGCAAUGUUCCUGAACAUGCUCAGAAGGUACAAUGGUCACUCAACUUCUUGCAAGCCGCACUUGACGGAGAAGCUCUGCCACGGUGUUCUACUAUCUUUGGCAAAAAUUUCGAUGGCGAAAAGUAUGUCAUUGAAAAGCGACCCACGCUUGCAGGAAUCUUUGUGGACUCAACCUUCUAUCGGGACAAGCUCGCGCAACCAAAUGAGCCAGCCAAGAAGCGGUUCCGCUCCGUGAAAUCAUCGAGUGCACUCAUCAGCAAUUUUGUCCCUAAGCCCGAAGACAAAGGAGAGAACAUCAAAGAGGAUGACGGAAACCAGGAGAAAAAAGAGGAUACUGAGGAGGCUACAUCUUCUGCACGUGCCCAUGCCCCGGUUACGAUCAAGCAAGAGCCGCUGGAGGUCAAAGCGAAGUUUACGGCUUUCAAGACAUCUUUGAAGGGUCGCACUAUGCACAUGUCGCUUUCGGAUCCCACCCCGCCAUCUUCGCCCAAGUCACCGCCAAAGGCAGCCACAGCAUCUACGAGCCUGCCUCCGAGCCCAAGGCCGCCAUUUCCAAAAUCUUCGCCUGUGCACAGCAGCCCCGGUGAAGCAAUGGACGUCGUCGAUCCCAUGGAAAAUCGCUCACAGAACUUGGAGGCAUUCAUGGACGAUGCCUGA